GCUUGUAAACUGUGCUUGUCGCUUCCUAUGACUCGAUGCAGAAGGAAGGAUGCAUGGAGGAUUUCUGAGAAAUUUCUGUUAAUAUUUGUGCAUAAAUUAUGAUAAUGGAAGAUACAAAAGAUGCGUUUGUGUUCAAAGGUGUUGCUGAGAGGCUCACCCUCGGAAUUACUCGAAUACUCGAAAACAUGCCAGGGGUGGUGGAUGUGCGCUUCGCAGAGAGAGACCCUGCAGAAAAGAGGACCCUCCUGUCCUGGGAGCAGAAAAACACGUGUAUUUUACCAGAGGAUUUGCGAGACUUCUAUCUGACCACUGAUGGAUUCACAUUAACCUGGAGUGUUAAACUGGACGAUGAGUGUGUCCCUUUAGGUUGCAUGAUGAUCAACGGUGUGGGCAGGCUGUGCCCGCUGCUUCAGCCCACGUCUGUUUUCUCUCUCCCUAACGCCCCCUCGCUGGCCGACCUGGACUGGGAGGAGAGCAGCUCAGAAAUUGGACUGGAGCCUGCACCGUCUGUGCCUCAUUUUGAUGCCCGGAGUCGUAUUUAUGAGCUGGAUUCCUGCGGCGGGAAUGGAAAAGUGUGUCUGGUUUACAAAAACUGCACUCCAGGAGUGGUCGCACAGCACAGUGAAAUCUGGUUCCUGGACCGCUCACUGUGCUGGCAUUUUUUGACUGCAACAUUUACUGCCUACUACAGACUGAUGAUAACACACCUGGGCCUACCUGAGUGGCAGUAUGCCUACACACCAUAUGGUCCAAGCCCGCAGGCUAAGCAGUGGGCGUCCCUCUACCAGCCCCUGAUUUUCAGCAAUGAGGUUAGCCAGACGGAUUCGGCUGCAGAUGUCUUUCUAAACAAGCUGGAUCCCACAAAGGCCUUCAGAGGCAAAGCCAAGGCACCGCCCCCCAAGAAGAAGCAGUCGGCCCAGUGCAACUCUGGAGGCGCUGCUAAAGGGCAAGGCAGCGCAGGAAGACACGGUGGAGCAAAACGGUGAAACCAAUCCGAUCUGGAGAGAGACGUUUGCUGCUGUGCAGCUUUCUUUUUGUCUGUUUCACCACCACAUCUUAAAAAGACUGAUCUGCUGUCGUCUGCUUGCUUGAACGCAGGUUUUUGUAACACAAGAGCACGUUGUGGAGCAUGCGUAGUCCAUAACCAGGAUUUAAAUGGCCUCGCCUGUGUUCAGUUUGGUAUUUACGAGAUGUUGUGUUGGAUGUGGACGGAUUUAAAACUUUACCAGAAAACGAAUCCUUCUGAGCUAACCUUGGGCCAGUCGCUGGUUUCAAGGUAUACAAAGAUUUUGCAAAAAAAUCUCAUACCACCCUUUGUGUUUUGUUUUUUCAUGCUGUUGCAAAAAUAAAUAAAUAUCUGAGACAAGUAUACCACCCAUCACCAGCUAAUAUUAGACAUUUAGCUUGAAUGCAAAAGGUAAUAGAAAUGUGUGCAAUAACCACUGGAAAACUGCUGCUGUCGUUAUUUUAUAUUGUUUUUCUUAUUUAUAAUGUAUAGAAAUUGACAUAGCAAUUAAAUGUAACUUUCAAUGUAUACAAGAUUGUUAUAACUUUAGAAGCAAUAUGUCAAUAAUGCUGCAGAAAUUAUGAUUGUCUCCUAUGUUUUGAAUAAAAUGACUAAUUAUUGUUACA
Messenger RNA from Poecilia reticulata (guppy), 1632 nucleotides. RefSeq names its product tubulin polyglutamylase complex subunit 2 (gene tpgs2). The record is from RefSeq and is a predicted model, not a curated record. Gene Ontology annotation, biological process: protein polyglutamylation. Lineage: Eukaryota; Metazoa; Chordata; Actinopteri; Cyprinodontiformes; Poeciliidae.